AAAGAAGCUUGUGUGUGGCGCAGGCCUAAACCCUCAGAGAAUGAACAGGAACUAUAUCUAAAAUUUUAGUAAAACCAGUGCACUCUGCAGCAGUUUCACUGUGAUUCAGGUGUUUAUAUUUUAGUGCAAUUGUCAUUAAUGUCACAGGAAAGAAAGAUUCAUGUGCUCCAGAUUUCCCAGCAGUGCAACAUUUUACUUUUCACGAGGAUUUAAAAAGCGGCAACAACAAAUGUUAAGCACUGAGAGGAAAGUGUUACUGUGUGUAUGACCUGCAUGAGAACAGAAGCUGCGAUGGCCCAGAGGAGCUCAGGUUUAAGCUAACCCAAAUAACUCAACUCUGAGGGCUGCUGUUUUGAGGGCAGGGUGAGGGGGCGGGGUUUAGACUCUCUGCAUCACGUCAUUCAACACAAAAACACGGGAUAACCCCAAACAACCACGUGCGCGGUAGGAAAAUCAAGCAGACGUCAGUGUCCAUAUGAGGAGUGACGGGCAGGCCAUAUAUGGUCGUUCCGCCUGUGACGGUGUUCCUUCUGUGGAAAAACAAAGGCGGGGUUGGGCUGGUCACGCCCCUCUGACAGCUGUUAUCAAUGAACAAGUGAAACUCUCAAUCUAAAGCCGAUUUUAACAGAGCUGACGGAAAGUACUCUCAAGAUACAUCUGCAGGAGAUCCUCCAAGAGUACUUUACCCACGGCUUUAAAUUAUUACAGAGAAAAAACACUUUAUUUUUUUAUUAUUUGAUAUUUUUAGCUGUGAAGAACAAAAAGUUUAUUAUUUAUUAUUUUUAAGUUAUUGUUAACACACUUUUUCAGCCAUGACUUCAAGCUGCGAGCCUCUGGAAAUAACUGGCAACGAGCUGGUUCACAUACUCAGGACCCCCCGGGACCAGUACACCUCCGCUGGGUGCGCGGUGCUGGACUGCAGACCCUUCCUCGACUUUUCCUUUGCGCACAUCCGCGAGUCCCGCAACGUCAACUGGAACUCAAUGCUGCGCCGGAGGUCCAAGAGCUCGGUGGUGGCUCUGGAGUGGCUCAUCCCGGACAAGGCUCUCCUGGGCCGGCUGCGGCGCGGCGAGUUCUCCCCGCUGGUGGUGGUGGAUGAGAGGAGCCGCUCAGUGGCCGAGCUGAAGGCAGAGAGUGUGGCCCAGAUGCUGCUCACAGCCCUGCAGAACGAGGUCCAGACACAAAUCUGCUUUCUACAAGGUGGAUUUGAGGGAUUUUCGGAGGCCUAUCCAGAGCUCUGUUACAGCUCAGCCAGCAAUCACCUCCCUACAGUGGAACCAGAGCCAACAGUGACGGGUCGGAGGACACCAGCAUAUGAUCAGGAUGGUCCAGUGGAGCUGCUGCCCUUCCUGUUUUUGGGCAGUGCCAUCCACUCGUCCCGCAGAGAGACCCUCGCAGCAGCAGGCAUCACAGCUGUGCUCAAUGUUUCCUCCACGUGCCCUAACUUCUACGAGGGGGAGUUUCAGUACCUGAGGCUCACCGUGGAGGACAGCCUCGCUGCUGACAUCAGGGCCUGCUUCUCCACGGCCAUCGCCUUCAUUGACUCAGUGAAGCAGAGUGGUGGUCGGGUGCUGGUGCACUGCCAGGCAGGUAUUUCUCGCUCUGCCACCAUCUGUCUGGCCUACCUCAUGCACACGCAGCGCGUCAGGCUGGAUGAAGCCUUUGACUUUGUGAAGCAGCGACGUCAGGUCAUUUCUCCAAACCUGGCCUUCAUGGGUCAGCUGCUGCAGUUUGAGACAGAUGUGCUCUGUCAGGGAUGAAAGCACAGACGAAUGAGGAGGAAGGAAACACAUAUGACUGUUCUUUAUAAUCAAUUCUCCUGCCUGGUGUAGGUGUUGACUCAGAGCAUUAUCAGGACUCAUUUGUACAAAUGCUUGUACGAUUGAGGCGACGUUGUACAUUCAGCGAAAAGCUACUGGUGCUGCUGGUGAAUCUGGAGAAACUGACAAACAGCAGCUGGCGAUAUAAACCUGUUAUGAACAAUUGUGUUUCUCAGCCAGCAAGUCGGAGCAGCUAUGAGGUAAUUUCCCUGACGUUUUAUACUCGAGGGAAAUGGUGCCUGCUUGUCUGGUUUUGCAUGUUACUGUGUUUGAAUUAUGUGCCUGGUGUUUUACAAGGGCUGUCUUAUUUUCAUACUGAAAAUCAUUCCUUCACAUUUACGACCACUGUGACAUGACGUCUUUUUAUGAGACAACACUGUGUUAACUACUUAAGGCAAUACUGGAUGAAUUACUGGUCUAAUUUAUGAAACAAUGUACCAACUACUGUUGGUGUCUUAUCAUGCUGUAUCCUGAGAUAGAUUUCACUUUGUCAAAGCUGGAAGAAACUGUUUUUAUGUGUGUAUAGAGUUUUUAUUUUUAUUUAUUACCUGUUCUGACAGUGUUAGCAUUAUUACUGUCUGUUUAUGCACUUUAUACCUUCAAGGUUUGGCUGAUUCCUGCUGUUUUUUCCACUAAAAUAAAAACAUGCUGGAGAACACUGA
Epinephelus lanceolatus (giant grouper) is the source of this 2482-nucleotide messenger RNA. RefSeq names its product dual specificity phosphatase 2 (gene dusp2). Gene Ontology annotation, biological process: protein dephosphorylation; negative regulation of MAPK cascade; endoderm formation. Gene Ontology annotation, cellular component: cytoplasm; nucleus. Gene Ontology annotation, molecular function: MAP kinase tyrosine/serine/threonine phosphatase activity. NCBI's taxonomy places the organism in Eukaryota, Metazoa, Chordata, Actinopteri, Perciformes, Serranidae. The record is from RefSeq and is a predicted model, not a curated record.